Messenger RNA from Pleuronectes platessa (European plaice), 1036 nucleotides. Its product is annotated as protein B4. Gene Ontology annotation, cellular component: nucleosome. The record is from RefSeq and is a predicted model, not a curated record. Gene Ontology annotation, biological process: nucleosome assembly. The transcript is spliced from 5 exons. The coding region runs from base 122 to 1036 and encodes 304 amino acids. Gene Ontology annotation, molecular function: DNA binding; structural constituent of chromatin. NCBI's taxonomy places the organism in Eukaryota, Metazoa, Chordata, Actinopteri, Pleuronectiformes, Pleuronectidae.
CGGAAGCAGCUGCAUAAAGACGGAGACUGAAGCGACAGGGAGCACGUGUCGCGUACUUUUACACUUUGGGGAGUCUGCACUGUGAGUCCUGUUUUUGUUUUAAUAUUCUGCUGCUGUUGCGAUGCCUCCUAAAAAGCCAGCAGUGGACUCUGCUGUUGCGCCUGCGCCAUCCCCCGUCGACUCGCCUGUGGAGGAGCAAGUCGAAGCGAAAUCAGAUGCUGCAGUUGUGCGUAAAAUUGCAACUCAUCCAUCCACAUUCAUUAUGGUGAAAGAGGCGCUCAACGAGCUGGACUCGCGCAAAGGAGUCUCCUCCCAAGCCAUACAGAAUUACAUUAAACAGACAUACCCCUCUGUGGAUUUGGUGAGGUUGAAGCACUUCGUGCGCAGAGCCCUGAAGAAGGGGAUCGAGACUGGCACGCUGGUGCGUCCUGCCAACUCCAGUGUCGCCACAGGCGCGAUGGGUAAAUUCAGGCUUGCACCAAAAGUUAAGAAGUCCAAAACUGAGAAUACGGAUCCUAAUGUGCAGAAGGCUCCGAAACCAGCCAAAGAUGCAGCCAAAAAGAAAUCUCCAAAAGCAGUUGCCACAAAAAAGAAAGCUGUCGCCAAGUCGCCCGCCAAGGAACCUGCCAAGUCACCCGCCAAGGAACCUGCCAAGUCAAAGGAGGACACCAAACCUCCCAAAAAGUUGAAGAAGGACGAAGAGGCUGCUACAACCACAAAGCCUGCUCCAGCAAAGAAGCCAAAGGCUAAAAAAGCUGUCGAGAAGGAGGAUGUCAAGGAAGACUCGGAUAUAAUCAAAACAAAGCAGGCGAAGGUCACCAAGGAGGCGAAGGUCACCAAGGAGGCAAAGGUCACCAAGGAGGCAAAGGUCACCAAGGAGGCAAAGGUCACCAAGGAGGCAAAGGUCACCAAGGAGGCAAAGGUCACCAAGGAGGCAAAGGCAGGAAAGGUGUCUAAGAGCAAGGCGACUGAAACGCUCAGCGACGCCCCAGCCCCCAGAGUGACCGGGAAACGAGGGAGGAAGGCUGCAGAAUAA